This is a messenger RNA of Rubroshorea leprosula, 1645 nucleotides long. Lineage: Eukaryota; Viridiplantae; Streptophyta; Magnoliopsida; Malvales; Dipterocarpaceae. The record is from the annotation of a GenBank genome assembly.
AUGUUUCAAGACUAAGAAGUUGCAACAAUUAGUCAAUAUAUGAUUUUGGCCAAUCUUUAAAACUCACGAUCAUAGUUUGUCUGUUCUCUAUUGACAUUGGUGCAAUCCAUGAUGCUUUCACUCUUUUCUUGGCUUUUCAUAUUACUUCUUGCAAUAAUUUUCUUUGAGAUCAAUGUGGUUUUAGUUUCUGGUCACUGUCCAAGGGACCAGCAGUGGUUUUUGCUUCAAUUGAAGAACAGGCUCGACUUCAAUUCCUCUUCAUCUCUCAAACUGGUGAAGUGGAAUCAAAGCACAGAUUGCUGCACGUGGGAAGGUGUAACAUGUGAUGCUGAAGGUCAUGUUACAGAUCUUGAGUUGAGCAACGAAUGGACUGUAAGAGGAAUUGACAAUUCAAGCAGUAUCUUCAAUCUCCAACACCUCCAGAGUCUAAAUUUGGCAAACAACCACUUCAACUCCGACUUUCCUUCUAGGCCCUUUGAAAGCCCCAAGUUCUUCUUUGUCUAUCUUAGACCUUUGUGGCAACAAAUUGCAAGGUCAACUACCAAACCUCUCGCUAAAUUUGGCAUAUGUAGAUUACUCGAGCAACAAUUUCAGCUCUAUUAUACAAUUCUCCGAUAUCUCAAUUACCUCUUCUUUCAUCCUUCUUUCCAACAACAACCUCCAGGAAGUAUUCCUGAAUCAAUUUGCCAUGUUACAAAUCUUCAAGUCCUUGAUUUGUCGAAUAAUUCCCUGAAUGGCACUAUUCCUCAAUGCUUAAAUGAGAUGGAGUCUCUUAAGGUGUUGGACCUGAGUAGAAAUAACCUCAGUGGCAACAUCUCUGUUAAAUUUUCCAGUGACUGUUCAUUACUAACACUAAACGUUAAUGGAAACCACUUAGAGGGGAAGGUUCCUAGAUCUCUAGCCAAUUGUGCUAUCUUGGAGGUCUUAGACCUUGGGAACAACCAGAUCAGUGAUACUUUUCCAUGCCAUUUGAAGUAUAUGUCUAAUUUGAAAGUCUUGGUAUUGAGGUACAACAACUUUCAUGGGUUGAUUAAUUGCCUAGAUGACAAUUCCUCCUGGCCACCACUUCAAAUUGUCGCUUUUGCUUCUAAUCAUUUUAGGGAAGAACUGCCUUAUCACUGGUUACAAAGCUGGGAGGCAGUGAUGGUUGCUUUAGAUGUGCACAAAGUCCUUGUUUUUGAGGAAGAUAUUCAUCUUGAAUUUGAAAUCAAUAAAUCCUCGCAAACAGUCUGUCUUCCUGAAUCAGAAGGAACUUGCAAAGAUGGUGGAAGAACGGUGACAAUCAUCAGCAUUGAUUUCUUUCAAGGAAUUGUUAUUCUACCACUUAUGUUACGCAAGAGAUUGAGGGUGUGGUAUUACAGACAUACUGAUGGUCUUCUUUCCAAAUUCUUUUCUCGAUUGAAUCAAGGAAGCAGAAAUCGUGGUAGGUAAGCUUCUAAGAGUAUCAAAACAAAGUUGAGGAACAAGCAGCGGAGAGGACCAUUGUAAGCACAGUUCUUGAAAACUUUAAUCUGUGUUAUAUGUCUCUAUUCUUCUCAAUAUCAAAAUUUGUCAUUGUUACUAGGUCAGCAUGUGAUUUUUGUUUUGUUUUGUGUUGAUGUGUUGUAUUAUCAUGUGUAACUAAGUAUAAAUCUUGUCGUUAAAA